Messenger RNA from Osmerus eperlanus (European smelt), 1554 nucleotides. It is a transcript of the gene hmx3b, whose product is annotated as H6 family homeobox 3b. Gene Ontology annotation, molecular function: RNA polymerase II transcription regulatory region sequence-specific DNA binding; DNA-binding transcription factor activity, RNA polymerase II-specific. Gene Ontology annotation, biological process: regulation of transcription by RNA polymerase II. The coding region runs from base 138 to 1034 and encodes 298 amino acids. Gene Ontology annotation, cellular component: nucleus. The transcript has 2 exons. Lineage: Eukaryota; Metazoa; Chordata; Actinopteri; Osmeriformes; Osmeridae. The record is from RefSeq and is a predicted model, not a curated record.
GAAUCCGUCGCAAGUCUGACGCAGUAAUCAUAGUGACAGAGCCUGGAUGCACUUAGCACAUUGACCAAAGCGAACAUAAACUUGGGAUAGCCUAUACGUUAACAUCGUUUGAUGCUUUUCCUCUAAAGUUUUUUUUUAUGUGCAAACAUCUAAUGGCAAUGUCAGAGACUCAAAAGACCAGUCAAUCGGCUAAAGACUCCCCAUUCUCCAUAAGGAAUCUUCUGAACUGUGACAAUAAGCCCUUAAAACGAAAUACCUUUCUGGCCUCAGGACUAUUUGAAGGUGGCUUUUCUCUAUCCCGGAUCGGUGAUUUGUCUUUUCCACGUUUUGAGUUACCAUCCCAGCGAUUUGGACUAUCUGCGCAUUAUCUGGAACGAACUUCUACCUGGUGGUACCCUUACUCAUUGGGCACAUCUGGGCAUAUACGCACUGCAGUGUCUGAAAAAGCCAGUGUGCGAGAUCCAUCACCGGGCAUGGAAGGAGAUUCUCUGCAGCUGGUUCAAAAAUCCCAAGUUGAUCUCAAAGAGGAUGACGACAAAAGCGCUGAUGACAUUGUAUUGGAGGAAAGUGAUGUGGAGGAACCAAAGAGAGACGACGUGGGGGAUGACUGGAGGAGAAUGGAUGAUCAUUUUGAUAAAAAAACGUGUCGCAAAAAGAAAACGCGCACAGUAUUUUCCAGGAGUCAAGUUUUCCAGCUGGAGUCCACAUUCGACAUGAAGCGCUACUUGAGCAGCUCCGAAAGGGCAGGCCUUGCAGCAUCUUUGCACCUGACGGAGACACAGGUGAAAAUUUGGUUCCAGAACAGAAGAAAUAAGUGGAAAAGGCAGCUUGCUGCUGAGUUGGAGGCAGCCAAUUUGAGUCAUGCAGCUGCUCAAAGGAUUGUGCGUGUGCCCAUACUGUACCACGAAACCCCAUGCUCAGAGACUGGCUCUGAUGGAAAUUCACAUGCAAGACAGUCGCUUCUAACAUUUCCUCAUCCCAUGUACUACUCUCAUCCAGUGGUGACAUCCAUUCCUUUACUGAGACCAGUUUAGAGACUCCAUUACUGUUUUAUUUGUAUUAGGCUAUACCUAUAGCCUAUUGUUUUUGGAAUUGUGUAAAAACGGUUUGUUUUGGAAAGUAUAAUUGGAGGCUAUAUUGUGCUGUUUAUCUAGCCUAUUGUAAUUAUUAUUGUUAGUGAUAACAUAAUUCUGUAUGUGUCCUACAGCAAACGCUAGCUAUAAAGUUUGAACAUUUUCAUCUUGGUCCACUUCAAAAUGCAUUUGUAAUUUGUAUUUCUUAACUAACUAAUCUAAUGUGAAGGUAAGUGCUUGGGUCUGUGGUCAUAAUAUUUAAUGGAAUAAUUCCAUAUUGUACAAUGUUGGUACAGACACUAUUCUUCUGUUCCAUAGCUAGCUCGGAAACAGUGAGGACAAUCAUCUGUACAUGAUAACUUAAAACCCAGCAUUCUUCUGAAGAAAAUAGACUCAAAAUAUUCAGAUAGAGUCCCUUUAUGAAUCAGCAAAAGCCUGUUUUAUUGCCUGUUGUAAGAACAUUGCGGAAAUAAAUUCUAAA